AUCAAGAAGAAGAAUACGCAGCGAGGACACUCUCCCUCGUUUAAAGUUCUCUCCACCGCCAGAUCUUUUGCACCUUUCAACCCUGCGUGAUUGAUAGAUUCUCCAGUUACUUGACUACUUUACUGUCUUCCCUGCGCGCUAACACACCACAAGCAUGCUAACCAGCUCGCUCUAGCUGGCGCCAGCGCAAUCCACAAGUCCACGCCGCAGCAGCUAUUCUCGAAUCUCCCUUCCCUCCUCCCCAAAUCUCUGCUCGCUCUGCUGCUUCUUCGUCUCUCUCCUUUCCUCCUUCAGUCGCUAAUACCUCGCUGCCCUCAUUGGCCGGCUUCGUGUUGUUCCUCAGGAGAAGGAAGAUAUACUACAAAGAUACGCCCAUCUUCCCCUCUAGCGCCUUCAACCCCUCCAAUCACUACCCUCACUGCUCAGCAUUCACGAACAACAUUCUCGAAGCGACGGUCCGUAGUAUAACCACGUCCUUGAUACCCGCCCCCGUUUUUGGCAUUCCCCUUUCAUGCUCAAUCUCGCCCGCAAGACUCUGCAGCGUGUGCCCAGCUUCCAGGAUAUUUUGCAAGGCAGAAUGUCCCACCCAGAUAUCUCGGUCGAUGUCUUGGUCAUCGGGGCUGGUCCCACUGGCCUAGGUGCUGCGAAGCGCCUCAAUCAGAUUGAUGGACCAUCUUGGAUGAUCGUGGACGCCAACGAGACCCCUGGCGGCCUGGCCUCUACAGAUAUUACCCCCGAGGGAUUCUUAUACGAUGUUGGCGGUCAUGUAAUCUUCUCCCACUACAAAUACUUCGACGAUUGCAUCGAUGAGGCCCUGCCCAAGGACGACGACUGGUACACCCACCAGCGCAUUUCCUAUGUCCGCUGCAAGGGCCUCUGGGUGCCCUACCCUUUCCAGAACAACAUCUCCAUGCUGCCCAAGGAGGACCAGGUCAAAUGCUUGGAUGGCAUGAUCGAUGCCGCCCUGGAAGCCCGCGUGGCCAACACAAAGCCCAAGGACUUCGAUGAGUGGAUUCUCCGCAUGAUGGGGAGUGGCAUUGCCGAUUUGUUCAUGCGCCCUUAUAACUUCAAGGUCUGGGCUGUGCCGACGACUAAGAUGCAAUGCGCCUGGCUUGGCGAGCGUGUCGCGGCGCCAAAUCUCAAGGCUGUGACCAGAAACGUCGUCCUGCAAAAGACCGCCGGCAACUGGGGUCCCAACGCGACAUUCCGCUUCCCCGCCCGCGGUGGCACCGGCGGCAUAUGGAUUGCAGUCGCAAACACCCUGCCCAAGGAAAACACUCGAUUCGGCGAGCAUGGCAAGGUCACCAAGGUUAAUGCUGCCAGUAAGACCGUCGUGCUUGCCGAUGGCACCACUGUCGGCUACCAGAAGCUCGUCUCUACCAUGCAAGUAGACACGCUUGUCGAGCAGAUGGGAGAUAAAGAGUUGGUCGACCUGAGCAUGGGCCUGUUCUACUCUUCCACCCAUGUCAUUGGUGUUGGCAUCCGUGGUAAACGCCCAGAGAGAAUCGGCGAUAAGUGCUGGCUCUACUUCCCUGAAGACAACUGCCCCUUCUACCGGGCCACAAUCUUCUCCAACUACUCCCCCAACAACCAACCAGCCGCCGACAAACGACUCCCCACCCAGCAACUUGCCAACGGCUCCAAACCCCACAACCAAACCCCGCAGCCAGGUCCCUACUGGUCCAUCAUGCUCGAAGUCUCCGAAUCGUCCCUCAAACCCGUCAACACCGCCACCCUCCUCGCAGACUCCAUCCAGGGCCUCGUCAACACCGAGAUGCUCCAGCCCACCGACGAGAUCGUCUCGACCUACCACCGCCGCUUCGACCACGGCUACCCGACCCCGUCCCUCGAGCGCGAGGGCGUCCUCACCCAGCUCCUCCCGCGCCUGCAGGCGCAGGACAUCUGGUCGCGCGGCCGCUUCGGCAGCUGGCGCUACGAGGUGGGCAACCAGGACCACUCGUUCAUGCUUGGCGUGGAGGCCGUGGACAAUAUCGUCAACGGCGCCGUGGAGCUGACGUUGAAUUAUCCGGACUUCGUCAAUGGGCGGCAGAAUGGGGAGCGGAGGCUUGUGGAUGGGGCGCAGUUGUUGGCGAAGAAGAGGGAGAUGAAUUAA
This is a messenger RNA of Histoplasma capsulatum G186AR, 2113 nucleotides long. Its product is annotated as UDP-galactopyranose mutase. Lineage: Eukaryota; Fungi; Ascomycota; Eurotiomycetes; Onygenales; Ajellomycetaceae. Gene Ontology annotation, molecular function: oxidoreductase activity. Bases 512 to 2113 code for a protein of 533 amino acids. The transcript is spliced from 6 exons. The record is from RefSeq and is a predicted model, not a curated record.